Messenger RNA from Triticum aestivum (bread wheat), 1089 nucleotides. RefSeq lists its product as uncharacterized. The transcript has 2 exons. NCBI's taxonomy places the organism in Eukaryota, Viridiplantae, Streptophyta, Magnoliopsida, Poales, Poaceae. The record is from RefSeq and is a predicted model, not a curated record. Bases 1 to 1089 code for a protein of 362 amino acids.
AUGUUAAUUCUUAACAAGCUUGCUAGCUUUGAUCUUGAGAAUUGUAUAGAAAUCAGCAGAGCAACUGGCCUCAUCUCAAAGAUCAUAGAGUUCACAAGCAGCAGAACUGAAAUGACAAAUAUUAACGAGGCACAACAGACACUGCUGAAAGGUUCAUCACUUGAGCUGCUGAGAAGAUUUUCAAGUACCAAAGGGGAAUUUGGUGUAAUUUUGCGUCAGAAGAUUUCAGAAAACCUCUUCCUUUUGAACCAUCUUGCAGAUAUCUUGGAUGACAGUGGGAGUAGCCAUGAACUGAGGGAGCUCACAUCAGAACUCCUUAGAAACCUGGCCAUGGAGGGUAAUAUAAAGGACGAGAUUGGACACAUCCGAGUGAUCAUUAGCAGGUUGAUGCAUGCAUUUCUCAGCCAAGAUGCACUCUCAAGUACGGAUUCUGAUCAGCGGCUACGAAUGAAAUCAGGGCAAGCACUGGCAGUACUGGCAAUGGAGAGUGCCAAUAACUGUUUGGUUAUGUUAGCAGAACCAGGGUAUGUAUUCAUAAAGGAACUCACAGUUAUGAUCCAUGGUGGCAGAUACAGGUACAUAGCUUCAAGCCUGUUGCGGAAUAUGUGUGUGCAUGCUCGAUCUGGGCUUCGCAACUCUGACCUGAACGAAAUCUCCUACAUUUUGAGAGAGGUGCUGAAAGGAAUAACGGAUGCAGAAGGGACAGAACUGGAGGUCCUUAUUGGUCUUAGUUCACAAAUAUGCAAUGUCAUUCCAGAAGACUUUGCGCAAGAGCUUGAACAUGGUCAGAUUAAGGAAGGAUUUAUAAAGAGGCUUGUCAAUGCACUUAACUCAAAUAUGAUACCCACUGCUCAUUGUCCUGGUAUCAGGAGGGUGAUAGUUGAACAUGCCAUAUACAUGAUGGAAUUCAAUCCGGCCUACGCUAGCUAUUUCAACAACUGUCAGAUGAUGGAAGCACUGCUAACGGUAGAGCGUAAACCUUCAAGGGCUGAAAACUACAGGUUCUUAUUGGGUGAUGCAGGACUCAUGAAGCACAGCAUGCCUCUAUCCGCUCUUGUGGCUAGAGCAAAAGAGCUGAUGGGCCAUUAG